AUGCCGUCCAAACAACAUGAAGGGCCGCCUCAUCAUUCUUUGUCGCAACAAGGGCCCUAUGUGUCAUCCUCUUCUUCAUCUCAUCAGGAGCGGAAUCAUAUCAACAAUUCUCAGAAUCCACGGACAACAUCAUCCAAUCUUCAAAUCAACACCACCAACACGAAACGAAAAUCGCCGAGCUCUUCAAACAAUAGUAGCAACACAUCUUCUCCAACUGCGAGUUUGUUUUCUUCUUCUGGUAUCAGUUCAGGAAGGCCAGUUUCACCUCACAACAUCACUUCGCCAACAACAACCAUGAAUCAACCUCUCGGCCUCAUUCCUGGAAUUUCUCCUAUCCAUCAUCUUCAUCAUAUCUAUUCCAGUAAAGAUAAUACCAAUUCCGAUACAGAGGAUCCAUCUUAUCGUGCAACAACACGAUCAGUUUCACCCAGCAUACCAAUACCUACAUCAAUAUCCAACAACAACAUUUCACCAAAUAACUCGCUCCAAAAUCAUCAUCAACUUUUGAAUGCCGUAACUUCCGAUCACUCGAGCAACAUUUCCAAUGUCAGUAAUAACACCACCAGUAGUAGUAGUAGCACUAAUAAUAAUAACAAUAAUACUGGUAAAUCCCAUUAUGCCAAUCGCAGCACUGCACGACCACCUUCUCCUCUUUUCAUGAACGCCAUACACUCUGGAGGCAAUAAUCCGUAUUACCAACAACAACAACAACAGCCUAGCACCUAUUCCGACCCAAUAUCUCAGUCCAAUAACGGUCUGUUGAACCCACAACAGCCUUUUCAGCAACUUACCUCGUUUCCUUCGUCAUCACAAUUUCCAAAAAACAAUAUCAAUAAUCCUUUACGUGGCACUGCCACCACUCCAGUCCCGAAAAGGUCACAUGGUAGAGUCAAAGGUUCUCCAUUGAAUAAUCACCUUGGCCAUCAGAGGAGUUCUUCGUUUGAUAUCCAUGCCAUCAUGGAGCACUAUCAUCCUCCAACAACUUCCAUGAUAGGUAACAGCAUAAUACAGCACAGACUAUUCAACCAUAGGACAGCAAUAGUAUUAACCAUCAACCGAUUCAAUCCAACCUUCCAUUUGUUACAGCACCCAUAG
This is a messenger RNA of Naegleria lovaniensis, 1095 nucleotides long. RefSeq lists its product as uncharacterized. The transcript has a single exon. Lineage: Eukaryota; Heterolobosea; Eutetramitea; Acrasida; Naegleriidae. The coding region runs from base 1 to 1095 and encodes 364 amino acids. The record is from RefSeq and is a predicted model, not a curated record.